This is a messenger RNA of Armigeres subalbatus, 3318 nucleotides long. RefSeq names its product sodium-dependent nutrient amino acid transporter 1-like. Gene Ontology annotation, biological process: sodium ion transmembrane transport. The transcript has 4 exons. The coding region runs from base 658 to 2541 and encodes 627 amino acids. NCBI's taxonomy places the organism in Eukaryota, Metazoa, Arthropoda, Insecta, Diptera, Culicidae. Gene Ontology annotation, molecular function: L-amino acid transmembrane transporter activity. The record is from RefSeq and is a predicted model, not a curated record. Gene Ontology annotation, cellular component: plasma membrane.
AUCAGACAAAAUAACAGCAGUGCGAGAAUUUAUAAACCCUCGGUAGCACUCGAUCGGUGAUCUUAUAACAGACUGAGAGCUCAUUUAGAACAGUUCGCUAUCGUCGGUUCCCGGUGGAACACUGCGGUUAUUGUUUUACAUUGCUAAAAACCUCGAAUUUGGAGACCGCGCGUGAAACCUUCCAAAUUUCCGAAGAUCAAAUGAUAGUAAAUCGGAAUCAUUGUCAGUUAUCCAACAAUUCGGCAAAACUUGGAUAAGAAAAUUGUUUGGUGUGUUUUUGCAACAUUAGAAUUCCAAGUAUCCCAGUCAUGAGCUGCUUGCUCGCUUUGGUUUAAUGAAUGUGCAGUUAAUUAGCUUGAAUUGUUGAACAACCGCUUGAAAGUUCGUGGAAAAGGUUCUAAACAUUGUACGAGCCAUGAUACGGACGUGAACAAAUGGUGAAGCAUUUGAUAGAGAUCGGCAGUGAAAAGUGGUGACACGCGAAAGCCUUUCAUUGCGCUCCCGGUGAUUGACCGCGUGCCUUUUGUGAUAUAGCCCUCGUAACCCAGUGAAUUGAUUCCCGCUCAAAGUGAUCGCUAUUUUUCCGCGACCGAUUAGUUUGUUUUGUGCAUAGCAAAGCCGCAUUAUCAGCGAGAACGAAAAUCACGCAGGGUAAUCAUGGCGGGGGUUGUUAAUCGAUCGUUCGUCGCUGACGACGGCCCGGUGCCGGAUAAUAAAACCAACACCAGCACCGCCACUAAUGGUUCGGCCCCUGUGGCGGCCGACGGCACGGUAGACACAACCAGCACCGGAUCCGGUGAAAGGGAAAAAUGGGACAACGGAGUGGAAUUCCUGCUGUCCUGCAUUGCCAUGUCGGUGGGACUCGGCAACGUGUGGAAGUUCCCGUCAACGGCUUUCCGCAACGGCGGUGGGGCAUUUGUGAUUCCCUACAUGAUCGUGCUGCUGAUCGUGGGAAGGCCGGUCUACUACCUGGAGAUGGUGAUGGGACAGUUUUCCAGCCGGGGCAGUGUCAAGGUGUACGAUGUGUCGCCGGUGAUGAGAGGUAUUGGCGUCGGCCAGAUGAUUGCCAUGUCGAUUGUGAUCUCAUACUACGCAGCCACCAUUGCGGUAGCCAUUCGCUACUUUGCGGCAUCCUUCUCCGGUGAGCUCCCGUGGGCGACCUGCGAUCCCUCGUGGACCGACGUCAACUGUAUCAACUCGAGCGACAUCACGGCCAAAUCCAGCAUCAUCAAUUCGACGCUCCCGGUGAAAACGUCGGCCGAGCUGUACUACACCCGGGCCGUGACGGGUGAGGACUUUCUCGUUGGGGACGAAAUUGGACUGCCGGAGUGGAAGCUGGGCUUGUGCUUGCUGUUCAUCUGGGUCUGCAUGACGUUCAUGCUGAUCAAGGGAAUCAAGGGUUCGGGGAAGAUUUCCUACUUUUUGGCCCUCUUCCCGUAUGUGGUGAUGCUGUUCUUUGCGAUUUACGCUUUCACGUUAGAGGGGGCAAUGGAUGGACUGCUGUAUUUUAUUAAGCCUGAGUGGGAUCAGCUGCUAAAUCCAACCGUAUGGAAGGAAGCCGUGUCGCAGUGCUUUUUCUCGCUGUCAAUUUGCUUCGGUGGCGUAAUUGCGUAUUCUUCGUUCAACAAUUUCUCCAAUAAUAUUUACCGGGACGCAAUGAUAAUCUCCUGGUUGGAUACGUUUACGUCGCUACUAUCCGGUGCCAUUGUGUUUGCCAUUAUUGGGCAUUUGGGAUUCAUCACCAACGAGACGGACUAUGCCAAAGUGGUUUACCCGGGAAGCGGAUUGACGUUCAUCACCUAUCCGGAUGCGAUCGCAAAGUUCGAACAUGUGCCGAACCUAUUUGCGCUCUUGUUCUUUUUCAUGCUGUUUGUGCUUGGGAUUGGAAGCAACACCGGAAUCAUUACCAGCGUGGUGACGGCCAUUCGGGACGAAUUUCCGCAACUGCAGAACUGGAAAGUGGUGCUGACGAUCAGCGUACUUGGGUUUUCUACUGGAUUUUUAUUUAUUACACCGGCAAGCUCCCGGCUAAUUGACUAUGUGGACUACUACGGAGUGACGUACGUAACACUCACCUUGGCCGUGGCCGAGUUGUUCUGCUUCUGCUGGAUGUACGGCGUAGAUCGGAUUUGCCGGGACAUCGAGUUUAUGUUAGCGAUUCAAACCAGCAUUCUGUGGCGGGUCUGCUGGAAGUACAUCACACCGACGGUGAUUCUGUUGAUUCUGAUCAUAACAUUCAUCACCGGAGGAAAACCGGCAGGUUUUGCCGACGAAUAUCAUGCCCUAGGUUGGUGCAUCUACGCUCUGGCCGUGCUCCCGCUGCCCCUGUGGGGCAUGUACGUUGUCGCCCGUCAACCCAAGGGUACCAUCUGGAAGAAGCUCGUUUCCGCCAGCCAGCCCCUGCCCGAGUGGGGCCCGGAGAACCUCGCACUGAAGAAGAAAUAUGACGACUACAUUGACGACAUUCGGUGUGCGGGAUCGCGAAACGUCAUCCAGCGGUUUUUCACCGGGCGGGUGAAAACCUACUCGGUGAACGUUUGAAUGGAACAUGAAGGGGGCGUUUUAUGGCGAACGACCGCAUGUGCUUUUAAUUGAUUCAUGUGGAAUGUCCGACGAUUUCAUUGUGUUUUAGCAUUGUGUGAGUGUACAGUGUAAGUGCAUAGUUUAGGAAAUGAAAAAAAAAUGACCGGGAACGUUGUAGUUCGUUUUAGUAGCCCGACUAUCAUUACCGCAAAGUCGAGUCAGUAUUAGUAAGUUUUAACAAUUGACCUUAAAGAUAGAGCUUUAAAAAAUACAAAACGAUAAUUUGGUUGCACGAGGAAGGUUCAUCGCCUGUUGUGCCGGUGAAAUCUUCCAUCUUUUAAUCGUGAACAUUAUAGAUUCGUUAGGGUCAUGCAAAGGGCCGCGAGAUCGACAAGAACGCACAACACCCUCACCGUGCGAUGAGCUACCAUUGCAUCGUGAGAUUAUCGUGCAUACAGUAGCACAACCGUAUCAAUCAUUAUCGUUAGAAUAAAUUAUCGGAGCCCUAGCAAUAGUUAGGUUUAUUUUUCUAAUCAUCAUCACCAUAGUAUGGAAGUUUAUGAAAAUAACGAGACCUUCGGAUGCGAGGCUGUCUAAUGUGAGAACGAAAUGAAGGCAAAAGUGAUAAAGCAUUGUUUUAAGGAAUGCGGUCUAGACUAUUUUUCCUCGAAGCUGUGUUUAAGUAUUGUAGAUUAAAUAGGGUUCGUAGAUUACUAUAAGUGACGUACGGUAUUUCAAUCUUUUUUAAUUUUAAUUAUUCAAUAAAUAUGACGCCUGUCAGAAAGAGAUUGCUGA